CUCCAUAGAAAUGGACGGAAGCCAAAGUCACUCUCUCAGUCUCACUCCCAGUCUCAGUGUCAGUAGUCUCUAUUCACAUUAAAUCACCGGCGACUUUCUGGCGUCGAGACCUUAUUAACGCAUCGAUCGCAUCCGGAUCGAAGAUGGGGAGAGAAUGAAGAGUUUUUAUCGUCGAGGAUUGUCAUGUCUAUAUCCUCAUCUCUCUCCGAUUGUUCCUCCGAUCUUCUCUGUUGUGAGGACGCCGGCAUAUUUGACGGAGACUCGCCGGAAUGUUCAUUUCCACCUCUCGAACUCCCUGCCGACAUCGAGUUUUCGAUUGCCGGAUUCGUAGAGGAAGAAGGAGAGUACAUGCCUGGAUUGGAUUACUCCACCAGGUUUCGGUCUCAAGAACUCGAUUCUUCAGCUCGAGAGGAAUCCAUUGCAUGGAUUCUCAAGGUGCAUGCGUUCUAUCGCUUCCAACCUUUAACGGCAUAUCUCUCCGUCAAUUACAUGGAUCGUUUCCUCUCCUCCCGUCGCUUGCCGGAAGUAAAAGGAGGAGAGUGGCCAUUACAACUGUUAUCUGUGGCAUGUUUGUCAUUAGCUGCUAAAAUGGAGGAAACCCUAGUCCCUUCCCUUCUGGAUUUCCAGAUUGAAGAUGCCAAGUUCAUAUUUGAGCCCAAGACUAUCCGCAGGAUGGAGCUUUUGGUAUUGGGUGCCUUGAACUGGAGGCUGCGUUCCAUAACACCUUUCGACUUCAUCACUUUCUUCGCCUUCAAAGUAGACCCGACUUCUACUUUUAUAGCCUCCCUCGUCUCACACGCCACCCAAAUUAUCCUAACCAUUAUCCGAGAGAUAAACUUCAUAGACUACUGGCCAUCAUCGUUGGCUGCUGCAGCGAUACUUUGUGCGGCGAAGGAGAUACCAAACCUAUCGAUUGUUGUUAACCCUGGAAGUGCUGGAUCCUGGUGCCAAGGACUAAACAAAGACAGGAUUGUGAGUUGCUACAGGCGAAUGGUUGAACACAGUAGCCAGAGAAAGCCUCCAAGAGUCGUACCCCAGUUCAUCAGAGUCAUAACUUUGGGUGGGAUCCCUUAUGAUAGCACAUCAUCUUCCUUAUCAUCAUCUUCAUCUCCAUCAAGCAAAAGGAGAAAGCUAAACAACAACUACUCAUGGGUAGAGGACAAAGACAACCCUAUCAACUCUGAAGAAAGUGAGAUUGAAAGAGGUGGUAAAAAUAUUUGUUGGUCCAAAGGUGUCUAGCUAAAAUUCUCAAUCAAUAUAUUUUUUGUGUUGAGGAAGAUUUGUUUUGUAGAGUGAUAUUGAUUAUUGACUUUGGGUGAUAUAGAGUUUUCUAGUGUCUGGGUGGGUAUUGGGGGGGGGGGGAGUUUUGGAGCUUUUGGGUAUCUUUCUUUGUCUGCUUCCCUUUUUUUCUGGGUUGGGGUGUGUGCAAUGCCCUUAAUUAAUGGGUUGAUGAUAGUAGUUGCAGAUUCCCAAGGGGGGAUUUGUUAUUCAUUUCUACUGAGAGAGAGAGAGAGUGAAAGAGAUGCUUUCAUUAGUGGAGUGUCUUGAUGGGAGUGUGAAAGAAGUGGGGAUUGAAUUCAAAGGUAGCAUUCAUUGUUGAAUGGAAGGGAAGGGAGAUGGUGGGUCAGGGUGUAGGGUUGGCAAAAUAAGGGUUUGAAGAUUGAGCUGUGUUCAUGGUCAUAGGUGGUAGAUAAGUCAAGAACUUCUCAUUCAAGAGGCCACCAUCACUGCUUUUCAACUAGCUCCUCCCCCUUUGUUUAAUGUAGUGGAGGGGUAUUCACCAAGACACAAAAGAGAAGUGUACUGAGAAUAAUAAGUUGGAGAUAUUUGUAAGUAUUUAAGUAGAGAGACUCAAAAUAUUCAAGAGGAGAGUAGUAUGUGUGUCCACGUACGGGUUCGUGGGCACGCGUGUGCCUGUGUAUGCUUGAUGUUUUUUUGGCGGGAAAAAGCCUCUUUCUGAUGGCCUAACUUUGGCCUAACCGGUUUCCACUUGUGUGUAUUCUUUUUUUUUUUCCCCCUUUCUUUCAGAGUGAGGGAAAGGAAAUGGCCCAUGUUUGGCCCAACUAAAUUUAAAGGUCUUUGGGGCCUUUAAAAUAUGAAAAAGCUUUGUUGUAUUUUGUUGAUAUCAAAUAAUGGAAUUUUUAUAUAUUUAUUA
This is a messenger RNA of Macadamia integrifolia, 2155 nucleotides long. RefSeq names its product cyclin-D1-1-like. Gene Ontology annotation, biological process: mitotic cell cycle phase transition; regulation of cyclin-dependent protein serine/threonine kinase activity. Gene Ontology annotation, cellular component: cyclin-dependent protein kinase holoenzyme complex; cytoplasm; nucleus. The transcript is spliced from 6 exons. Gene Ontology annotation, molecular function: cyclin-dependent protein serine/threonine kinase regulator activity. Bases 184 to 1239 code for a protein of 351 amino acids. The record is from RefSeq and is a predicted model, not a curated record. Lineage: Eukaryota; Viridiplantae; Streptophyta; Magnoliopsida; Proteales; Proteaceae.